This is a messenger RNA of Serpula lacrymans var. lacrymans S7.9, 1811 nucleotides long. RefSeq lists its product as uncharacterized. NCBI's taxonomy places the organism in Eukaryota, Fungi, Basidiomycota, Agaricomycetes, Boletales, Serpulaceae. Gene Ontology annotation, biological process: protein import into peroxisome matrix. The transcript is spliced from 6 exons. Gene Ontology annotation, cellular component: peroxisomal membrane. Gene Ontology annotation, molecular function: zinc ion binding. The record is from RefSeq and is a predicted model, not a curated record. Bases 23 to 1333 code for a protein of 436 amino acids.
GUAUUCUUCAAUCACCACCACCAUGUCCGCCAGCAAUGGGGCAACAAGCGUCUGGCAGCAGGCUUGGGACACCGCACAACCGAAACUUGCAUCUAUACGAGAGUCAUUGAGUUCCAGUACAUCGCCAGACCCACGUAUCAUUCGAGUUGGUCAGCUUGAUGCCGAACUUCUUGACCAAGAGCUCGUCCAUUUGCUCCAGGAGCCAUUGAGCAAAGCACUAGUUCUCGUCAACGCUACUCUUAAAGCUCGAUUUGAACCAGAACUGAGUCUCCUGAUCCAAUUGACUCUGUACAAGCUUUCGAUAUGGAGCACUGGUGCAAGCUAUGGUGCCAAGCUCCAGGGUCUCAAGUAUAUUGCACCUAGUUCCUCAAAUACAUCUUCCCAAAAACUCCCUCGUCGGUUACUUCUCAUACAUGGCACGCUGACCAUCAUCAUUCCUUAUCUCCACAAUCGCUUACGAGCUCAUGCGCUCUCACACGCUUGGCCUGAUACUCCCUCGUCCGAUAGGAGGCGAAAAGCUUGGAAUUUUUUGACUCGUCUUGAAUCAACUCACGCGUUGUGCGCCCUAGCAAGCUUUGUCGCGUUUUUAUGGGAUGGACGUUAUCGCACAAUAGCAGAUAGAAUAUUGCGUUUGGCGCUUGUUCCCAGUCGCAAUCUGGUGAAGCGCGAGGUUAGCUAUGAGUUUAUGAACCGCCAGAUGGUUUGGCACGCCUUUACCGAAUUCCUUCUCUUUCUUCUGCCUCUUGUUAGCGCACGGUCCUUACAGCGUCGCCUUUCCCGCCUUUCAUCUAAAUUGGCUUUAUCGAGAUUCCUUCCCUCCUUCUCUCCCACAAGCCUCGCCAGAGAGAAACCGCAGAAACGCGGUAAAUACUGGACACUCUCCAAUGACCAAUGUGCAAUAUGCGCAGAGAAUGCCUCGUUCAAUCUGAAUUUGUCGGAUUCUGCCAAUGCCCUCACGUCCCUCACCACGGCAUCUCCAUUCUCUAAUACUAGCGAUUCAUCUUCAACAUCACAGGCAGCUGCUGAAGACGAGGUGCCGCCGUACCCAAUAUAUACGCCAUACAUCACGUCUUGUGGACACAUAUACUGCUACCACUGUAUCGCCGAACGGAUGAUACGUACAGCAGAUGAAGGUUUAGAUGAUUUAGGAUGGGAGUGCUUGCGAUGUGCAGAGAACGUACGAGGUGCCGACCGAUGGGAGGCUGAGGUAUCGAUAUCUUCGAGAGAUUCUGGUUCGGAGGGGAGUGACGAUGACUAUGAAUUUAGCAGCGAGCUGGGAUCCACAGAUAUUUCAGGAAGCAUGGGUAGUUACAGUGGAUCAUUCUCAGAGUGAUAAAUUACGCUGUGAUGAGAGCACCAUGCAUCAUGUGUUGGGAGAUCACAUGAGGUAUUGAAGCCACGCCUUGUCCGAUUUUCAUCCUAUACAAACUGAAAUUCUGCUAUGGAUACAAUUCGCUGUAUGGAAUACACGAAGCUGCCGAAAUUGCACCACAACUAUCUACAGUGGGGUUGGGCUGAACCUGUCAGCUUUGAACAUGUCCACAAUAUUUCUUGUGCUCGUCAACUUGAUGACCGCGUAAUCGGCUUCUCGCUGUCUUUUACCAGCACUGAUACUGUCUGUUAUCCACUCUGGCCUAACAACGCGUACAGAUUUUCUGGACUUGGUAUUUAGAAGCUUGUGUGUCUUGGAUCCACUUAGUUGUUGAGAAGUGAUUAUAUGUGUCGCGCCAGUUGGUGUGUUUCUUUAAAGGUGGUAAGAAACCAGACGGCUGACGCACAAAAAAUGAAGAACAAACAGCGCAAUGCCUCCA